CUUGAACAGAAGCAGCUGUCACUCAGGUUAUCUGGGAGAGGGCGGUGUUUGGUGACGGCUGUAGCACAAGGACUUUGUUUUUGUCUAUGCCCACAAAGGAUCACUGGUCUUGUAUUUCCCCAUGCCAGAUUGCAAUCAGCAAUUUCCCCAAGGAGCCCUGGCUUGUUUAGUAGGAGAUGGCAUCUACCAACUAAGUUACGGCAAGUAGGUAGGUGUGGGUGUUGCUACUGGACUAUGCUACUUCUAGACCCUUUUAGUGGAACUAGAGCCAGAACUAGAAAUACGUUUUUAAAAUUCAUAUGUUUCCACUGAUAACUUCAGUUUCAGUCCAGUAACUCAGAGUUCUUCUCCCUUCCCCAUUCCAUAUUUGUAUGUCUCUUACCCAUAGUGAGAACCCUGGUUCCCUGUAAUACCAGAGUCAAAUGUAUCUACUCAUUUCCUCUGUCAUAUGCAAUUUGAACAAAGUGCUUUCAGAAUUACUACAUGAGUGCUACUACCAAGGACAAGCAGAUACAACUUUAGUUCUGUGAUGGUUAAUACUGAGUGUCAACUUGAUUGGAUUGAAGGAUGCAAAGUAGCCAUCCUGGGUGUGUCUGUGAGGGUGUUGCCAAAGGAGGUCAACAUUUGAGUCAGUGGCUGGGAAAGGCAGACCCACCCUUAAUCUGGUGGGCACAAUCUAACCAGCUGCCAGCGAAAACAAAGCAAGUAGAAAAACGUGAAAAGGAGAGACAGGUCUAGCAUCCUGGCCUACAUCUUUCUCCCGUGUUGGAUGCUUCCUGCCCUUGAACAUCGGACUCCAAGUUCUUCAGUCUUGAGACUCAGGCUGGCUCUCCUUGCUCCUCAAGCUUGCAGAUGGCCUAUUGUGGGACCUUGUGAUCAUAACAGCAAGUUAGUGCCUUGGUGACCUUAGAAAAAAAGAGGAAGGAGGUAGCUGAUGCGAUGCUGCACCUAGGGAUGUGAUGACUUUUGCUGUUUCCUGCUUCUGUCAACAACUGAAAAAGAAGACACGACUGAUAACAUCUGAGAGGAAGGAAACUGCAUUGUGCCGGGGAUCUGCAUGUCACAUAUAAAAAGCAAUUUUUUUUUAAUAGACCAGCCUUUCAAAUAGUUUCCAGAGAUGGAUUAUCCUACUUUACUUUUGGCUCUUCUUCAUGUUUACAGAGCUCUAUGUGAAGAGGUGCUUUGGCAUACAUCAGUUCCCUUUACCAAGAACAUGUCUCUAGAAUGUGUGUAUCCAUCAAUGGGCAUCUUAACACAGGUGGAGUGGUUCAAGAUCGGGACCGAGAAGGAUUCCAUAGCCAUUUUCAGCCCUACUCAUGGCAUGGUCAUAAGGAAGCCCUAUGCUGAGAGGGUUUACUUUUUGAAUUCAACGAUGGCUUCCAACAACAUGACUCUUUUCUUUCGGAAUGCCUCUGAAGAUGAUGUUGGCUACUAUUCCUGCUCUCUUUACACUUACCCACAGGGAACUUGGCAGAAGGUGAUACAGGUGGUUCAGUCAGAUAGUUUUGAGGCAGCUGUGCCAUCAAAUAGCCACAUUGUCUCGGAACCUGGAAAGAAUAUCACACUCACCUGUCAGCCUCAGAUGACGUGGCCUGUGCAGGAAGUGAGGUGGGAAAAGAUCCAGCCCCAUCAGAUCGACCUCUUAACUUACUGCAACUUGGUCCAUGGCAGAAAUUUCACCUCCAAGUUCCCAAGACAAAUAGUGAGCAACUGCAGCCACGGGAGGUGGAGCGUCAUCGUCAUCCCCAAUGUCACAGCCUCAGACUCGGGGCUUUACCGCUGCCACUUGCAGGCCAGCGCAGGAGAAAACGAAACCUUCGUGAUGAGACUGACCAUAGCCGAGGGUAAAACCGAUAACCAAUAUACCCUCUUUGUGGCUGGAGGGACUGUUUUAUUGUUGUUGUUUGUUAUCUCAAUUACCACCAUCAUUGUCAUUUUCCUUAACAGAAGGAGAAGGAGAGAGAGAAGAGAUCUAUUUACAGAGUCCUGGGAUACACAGAAGGCACCCAACAACUAUAGAAGUCCCAUCUCUACCAGUCAACCUACCAAUCAAUCCAUGGAUGAUACAAGAGAGGAUAUUUAUGUCAACUAUCCAACCUUCUCUCGCAGACCAAAGACUAGAGUUUAAGCUUAUUCUUGACAUGAGUGCAUUAGUAAUGACUCUUAUGUACUCAUGCAUGGAUCUUUAUGCAAUUUUUUUCCACUACCCAAGAUCUACCUUAGAUACUAGUUGUCUGAAUUGAGUUCAUUUGGUAGGAAAAAUACUUCAUUACCUAAAAUCAUUUUUCAUAGAACUGUUUCGGAAAACCUGACUCUAACUUGUUUGUAUACAAAAGAAAACUUACUGAAUCAUAUAACAGAAUGAUCCAGGGGAGAUUAAGCUUUGGGCAAGGGCUAUUUACCAGGGCUUAAAUGUUGUGUCUAGAAUUAAGUGUGGGCAUAAACUGGCUUCUGAAUCCCUUUCCACAGCGUUGGAUCCAUUUCCCUGGUCUUGGCCUCACUCUCAUGCAGGCUUUCCUCUUGUAUUGGCAAGAUGGCUGCCAACUCUUGGCAAUUCAUACAUCCUUGUUUCCGUCUGGUAGAGAGUUUGCUUCUCAAAUGGAGCAAACAAAUUUGGUUAUUUUUUCAUUGUUAAAUAGGCAUCAUGACCAGAAAGGAUGGAAUGGCUUAAGUAAACUAAGGGUUCACUUCUAGAGCUGAGAGCAGGUUCAAAGCACAAUACUGGGCAAUUCAGAGCAUGGUUAGAAGAGGGAAGGCGAGUCUCAAAGCUGGAGAGUUUGCCAACAAAUAUUGACUGCAGUGAUUAACCAAGACAUUCUUGGUUAACUAAAAAGUGAAAUAUGGGAUGGAUUCUAGAAAUGGGGUAUCUCUGUCCAUACUUCUAGAAUCCACUCUAUCAGCAUAGUCCAGAAGAGUAUCUGGCAAUAGAAGAAAUGAAUAAUCAAGAGGAAGAUAAAUGCGAGAGGGCAAUCCCUUACUAUUCUCAUAUAUAUUUAUCUCUCAUUCUGUAUAGAAUUCUUGCUGCCAUCCCAGAUCUAGCCUCAGGAGCAAAUGUAGUAGAUAGUCCAAUAAUAACUUAAUGUUUUGGACUUUUUUUCUACUUUUUAGAAUUAUUUUUAAUAUGUAAAUUCUCUCAAAAGGGUCAGGCAUCUCUUUAUUAUUUUUUAAUGAUUAUGUGAAACUUGCAUAUAAUAUACCACUAAAAGUGACAGUUGGAAGUGGUGGCAUAGGAUGGUAGCGUAGAAAUUUGGGAGGGAAAAAAGAAAUUGGGAGGGUACAGGGAACAGGAGAAAGGAAUCAAACCACAGAAAAAUACAAAGGGAAACUUCUGCUUCACUAUUUGGACAAAGACAGCCCUAAUGACAUCACCAACAGUCAAAGCAAUUAGAGACCAUACCUGAUAUUGUUUAAAUACUAGAUGUAGGCAAACAAUGAAAAGCAUUUGCCAAACUGAAUAAAACUCUCAUGGUUACCUUGAAAGGACAAUGGCUAUUAUUAAAUAUAGUGAUCAUUCAUGUCUAAAAGAUUCAUUAUUUGUUUCUAAGAUUUCUAAAGACCACCAUCUAGGAAAGAUUCAGUAUGAAGACUGUAUUUAAAUAUCAAAGUUGUGGACUUCAUGAUAAUCUUAAAUGAAGCAAAUCUAAAUUCUCAUGUUGCCUAGACAGAUUCUAAGAUGUAAUUUACACUUUUAAGCUAAUUAGUGAGUAUUUUAUGAUUUUAGCCUUAAACACCAUGUAUGCCAAAUAAUGCACUUGUUUUGUGAAUUACAGAAAUGGUAAGUGCCCACAUUUCUGUGAAUUAUAAAAUUUGUGAGUUUUUUUUAACCCUUUUCAGGAGUGAAAAAAUAAAAAUGAUCAUUUCCUAGUUGUACUUAAGUAUAUGCAAGAAGAGUAAACUCUCAUUUUUAUUAUGUUUGCUUAAAGAUCUUUUUAUACCUGCAUUCAUUAAAUGUUUCCACAAAUAUAUCAGUGUAACAAACUUGAAAGGCAGUUUAGAAGAAAACACCCUACUAUCAGAUCAAUCAAAGAUUCCAUGAGUGAUUUUAUUGGUUUGCAUGGUGAAGCAAGCUUAGCAUCAAUUAAAAGGUAAUAAUUUCUUUUCUGAGUGGUAAAGACAAUCAAAAUAUUACUUUCUGGAAAACUCCAAUAACCAAAUUCUCAAUGAUUAGAGUAUGUGAGCAGGAAAACAUUUUUACAGUUGUAGUAUGGGGAAAUAUAAAUCCAAUUUUAAGAGAGAACAUAAUGACUGGGUGUGGAAAGGACAGUACAGUCAGAUACCAUUGUCAUGGUGGGUUUUACUGGGAACUUCAUGAAAGACUUUUGUAGCAAACAAGCCUCCAGAACAUUUGGAACUUGUCUCUUUUUCCUUGCGUGUGUUUGUGUUUUUGGUCUCUAAUUCAAAAUAUUGAUGAGAAUUUUUUACUCUGUCCUUUCUUCCCUAUGUAUUCUUCCUCUACAGAGUGUAGGAUUUUUUCAGGAAUUUGGAGCCAUCCUAAGUCCUCCCGAAAAUUCUGUGACCUCUUCUGAUGCUCCUGUUAUACCCUCAGGGGUAAUGCUUGUGAAAUUCCAUUCAUUCAUUUUCUUUCUCUGGACAUCUUUACUUACCAAAGCACUUUCAUUGCAAUCUUUUUAACAUCAUCCCUAAUUCGCGAUAGUUUUGGAACUCUCCCUAGUAUAUGUUUCUCCCCCCUACUCUUUUCUACCUAUGAUUCUGAUUGUUACUAAGAAAGCAGAUUAAAAACAGAUCCACAGAAUAAAAGAUCAGAAUUCCAGUGAAUUAUAUUUUAAAUAUAGGUAUUUUUUACAAGUC
This is a messenger RNA of Symphalangus syndactylus (siamang), 4809 nucleotides long. RefSeq names its product CD226 molecule (gene CD226). Gene Ontology annotation, molecular function: cell adhesion molecule binding. Gene Ontology annotation, biological process: cytokine production; positive regulation of natural killer cell cytokine production; positive regulation of immunoglobulin mediated immune response. The record is from RefSeq and is a predicted model, not a curated record. Gene Ontology annotation, cellular component: external side of plasma membrane. NCBI's taxonomy places the organism in Eukaryota, Metazoa, Chordata, Mammalia, Primates, Hylobatidae.